Molecule: messenger RNA, 565 nt
Organism: Chara braunii
Lineage: Eukaryota; Viridiplantae; Streptophyta; Charophyceae; Charales; Characeae
Source: the annotation of a GenBank genome assembly
CGAUUACAACGGACAAGACAAUGAUUGUAGAAAAUUAGUAGUACUAGCGGAAAAAAGAGAAGACAAAGCGCUGAACCACAUUGUCAUUUUGCUGCAUUGUCAUCCAGUCCUAUUGAUCUGAUCUCACUCACAUGCAAGGAGUCCAAACAUCGAAGAACCUCCCCCCUAGACCAUACACCGAUGAAAGGUGGAGGAUAAUGGAAGAGGAAGAUGAAGAGCAGGAAGAGGAAAGGGAGGAAGAGGAAGAGCAGAAAGCCGAAGAGAAGGAAGAGGAAGAUCAGAAAGACGAAGAGCAGGAAGAGGAAGAGCAGGAAGAGGAAGAGGAGGAAGAGGAAGAGCAGAAAGUCGAAGAGCAUGAAGACGAAGAGCAGGAAGACGAAGAGGACGAAGAUGAGGAAAAAGAACUAGAAGAAGAAAGGAAUAAGAAGAAGUCUGACGAAGACGAACAAGAAGAAAAAGAAGAAGACCCAAUGUCGGCAGCGCUGAGUAAUAAUAGUCUCUCCUCCACCUCUCACUCCCCUCAACCUCCACACAUCCUCCAGUGAUGAAUCGCAGAUACUGAAGA